This is a messenger RNA of Ailuropoda melanoleuca (giant panda), 270 nucleotides long. Its product is annotated as dynein light chain 1, cytoplasmic. Gene Ontology annotation, molecular function: dynein intermediate chain binding. Gene Ontology annotation, cellular component: cytoplasmic dynein complex. The transcript has a single exon. Gene Ontology annotation, biological process: intraciliary retrograde transport; motile cilium assembly. Bases 1 to 270 code for a protein of 89 amino acids. NCBI's taxonomy places the organism in Eukaryota, Metazoa, Chordata, Mammalia, Carnivora, Ursidae. The record is from RefSeq and is a predicted model, not a curated record.
AUGUGCAACCAAAAGGCCAUGAUGAAAAAUGCCAACAUGUUGAAGGAGAUGCAACAGGACUCAAUGGAAUGUGCUAUUCAGGCAUUGGAGAAAUACAACAUAGAAAAGGACAUUGUGGCCCAUAUUAAAAAGGGGUUUGACGAGGAGUACAACCCCACCUGGGACUGCAUCAUGGUGAGAAACUUUGGUGGUUAUGUGACACAUGAAACCAAACACUUCAUCUACUUUUAUCUGGGCCAAGUGGCCAUUCUUCUGUUCAAAUCUGAUUAA